CACACCCAUGUGCAACACAUAUAAAGAGGAAUAAAAUAAAAAGCGAGCAAUUUUCGAAAGAUUUUUGCUAGAGAAACGGAGAAACGUGCCGCGCAUUUGGAGCCACAGAGAAAUAGUAUAUAAAAAAAGCUAUAUAUACACAUAUAUAGCGGUGGAUAUAAAAAGGUAAUCAGUCAACAGAGAAAAGACCCCUGAAAAGAAGCCACAAAGAAAGAUUUUGAAAGCAAGAAAAAGAGCGAGGAAUACCGGGAAACGGAAACGGCAAGCGGAAAAACGAAACCGGAAACGGAAACGGAGAGGAGACGGGACGAGACGAGACGAAACGAGGCGGCAGUGUUUGACAGUUGAGGGGCAACCAUCGGUGAUGUGGGACACAUCCCGGCACGGGCAAUGCAACAACCCCAACGUUAUAUACCGUCUGUAUCUGAUCUAUAUGGCACGGACGAGAUAGAACUGCUGCUGGACGAGAUUCGGGAGCUGGAGCUGGAGCCGGUCUGCUGUCAGCUGGACGAUGAGCAGGACUUUGAGAUAGCUGGCAGCAGGGCCGGCGAGCUCUCCCUAGCUCACUCGCAUUCGCACUCGUUGUCCCUGGAAUCGCCACUGGGAACGUGCACCUCCUGGGACUCGCAUGCCAACUACAAGCAGAGGGGCGGACACACCCCGAUGCCCUGGGGCGUGGCCCUCCACUGUGAUCCGCAACACUUGAAAUCGCCUACAGGGAUUGUGCGCAUACUAUUGGUGUUAUCCUCGGCCGCCUGUCUGGCCUGCGAAUGCUCCGCGGGCACCGUACAGGUGGGCCUCUUUCUACUGCCACUCAUCGGACGCCUGAGGCUGAUGGUCUUCUGUGCGCUCUUCUCGUUACUCAUCACAUGCCUCAUGCUCUUUCUGGAUAUAUCGCAUAUAGCCCUCAUGUUUCCAUUCAAUUGGACUAAAGUGAACACGUGGAUGUACCUGAGUAUUGGUUUGAUAUUUAUUUUGAGCUCCACAUUGCUUGUCCACAUGGUGCUGUAUGCCACUGAGUACACCUGGGUGUCCAAGCAUUCCAAGGACACGCUGCUGGCCACAGGGAUAAUCGGCUAUUUGUGCGCCUUGGAGGCAUUUCUUCUAUCGGGCAUCGCAUCCUGGCCAUGGACUCAGUACCGCCAGGUGCCCGACGAUGCCAGCGAAUUGUUUAUCGAGGAUCGCGAGAUGACGCCGAUGAGUCCCAUUAAUUGUAGCACCGAUCUGCAGGCGACGCCUUAUCAUCAUAAUGGCAAUGCCACAUCGUCGGAUCUAUAUAACCAACAACAACAACAAUCGUCCUGUAAUCAAAAGCCUUAUAUACCUGCCAAACGACCCAAUGAGCUCAACAAUCAGCGUCCAGCAUUGGGUCACACACAAACCGCACGGUCGAAACCCAAUCAGCGCUAUAGAGAAGGCUACCACUAUACAUCCCGCCAGAGUCCCACUUUCGUGCUGGGCGAUGAUCAGGGCAAUGCCGGUCCAUCCACGUCCCGUUCCAAUGAUAAUUCUAGUGCGUGAUAGUUUUUAAUUCCUCAGCCAGAACCGGAAGGAUUACAGAGAUCUCUUAGCUACCAGAAUUGGAGAAUACGAAAUUGGAAAGGAAGCAUUGUUGCACAAGCAUUUCGGUCAAUGUAGGAAACCACAAGAGAAAACCAAAACCAAAAACACAAAACAAAGAAACCAAAUUGUUAAUUAGUUUAAAGGCAAAACUCGUCGGGAUGAGACACCAAAAAAACACAGAGAGAAAAUAUUUAAGCCGAGCGAGCAAA
Drosophila serrata is the source of this 1772-nucleotide messenger RNA. RefSeq lists its product as uncharacterized. The record is from RefSeq and is a predicted model, not a curated record. Lineage: Eukaryota; Metazoa; Arthropoda; Insecta; Diptera; Drosophilidae.